Messenger RNA from Penicillium daleae, 789 nucleotides. RefSeq lists its product as uncharacterized. NCBI's taxonomy places the organism in Eukaryota, Fungi, Ascomycota, Eurotiomycetes, Eurotiales, Aspergillaceae. The coding region runs from base 1 to 789 and encodes 262 amino acids. The record is from RefSeq and is a predicted model, not a curated record. The transcript has 5 exons.
AUGCCUAGGUUGAAUGCUACGAAGGCAUUCCGCCUGAAAACGUUAAUCAGUAGAUCAGAAUUUGUCAGCGGAAACGGAGGGGACAUUCUAGAGGAAUUUGAGAGUUUCAAUAGCUUUUGUGCUGAAUUCCCCGAACACCUCGUGGCUCGUUUAAAAUCUCACGAGGAUAUAGAAGACGUUGAGCUUGAUGUGCUCGCGAUAAAUCAAUUAUCCUCAAGUGAAGAAGCACUGGCCCAUCCUGGGCGAGACGAUGCCGUAUCACUGGAGAAAAAGCGCCUCAUUCGACAUCUAGGCCUCGAAACCACACUAAGUCGACACCCAUCUCGUGUGGCACAUACCGUUCCGUCAUUAUUUUUCAUCGAGUCUCUCGCGCAUUCUACGCGCAACAAGCGGUGCAAAAUGCCGACUUCCGAAUUGUUCCGAGGCGUGAACGUUGGAGGAAUUUUGGACGGUAACUAUCUCGUGCCUGGCGGAGUAAAACGACUUGUGCUAGAGUGGAAAGUCACCCAUGGGAAGUGGGCUGAGAAGCGCGACGGCUUGUAUGACGAGAGCAAAGAGAAACUUCCCGCAGAUUUUGAGUCUCUGCUACGCCAAGCCGGAUCCGCUGCUUAUCAGGCCAAAAUUCCUGAUGGCAUGGAUCGAUAUGAGUAUUACGACCUUAUUACUACUCUGGCCCCGAAUGAGAGCGAAGGUCCAGAUGACAAGUCGGAGUGGAAGUUAUUCAAUGGAUACCUCGACUCCGAUGCACAAGUGUUGGAUAACCCAUAUGACUUAAGCCGCAUGCUCUAA